AUGGCUUCAGGUCACGCUACUGUCAAGGCUGUUCUAUCAGGCGAUACACUUGUGCUUAUGGGUACAGCUACGAAUGGUCCUCCACCCGAAUUAAUGCUUACGCUUUCAUCAUUACAAGCCCCACGUCUUGCACGUUCUCCUGAACAAAUUAAUGAACCAUAUGCUUGGGCCAGUCGGGAACAUUUACGCAAAUUAUGUGUGGGAAAAGUCGUUCGAUUUCAAGUUGAGUACCGUAUCUCGAGUAUUAGUCGUGAUUUUGGCUCUGUAUGGCUGCCAAUAAACAGUCGAGGCGUUGAAGAGAAUCUGUGUGUGAUUCAAGCACGAACAGGUUACGCGAAGGUAAAAACGCUCGACCAAUCACGUGAUGGUGUAUGUGGAGAUUAUGAUAAAAUGGUGCAGCAAGAACAAGUGGCCAUGGACGAGAAAAAAGGCAUGUAUGCCGAUGCGGACAUAGAGUCGAAUGCGACUGUUCAGUGGCUUGGGGCUGAUGGAGCGACAUUAUUGGAACAAUACAAGGGAAAAUUAGUUCAAGCUGUUGUCGAGUCAGUGAGAGAUGGAGCAUCUCUUCGAGUGAUCUUAAAGCCUUCGUUGCAAUUAGUCAAUUUUGGACUGGCUGGAGUGCAAUGUCCACGAGUUAAUCAGCCAGGGAAUGCUGCUGCUGCUGCUACUGCAGAAGGAGGAAAAGCUAAUGCUGUGAAUGCGACGUCGUCGUCGACUCUGACGGGUCCAGCACCUCAUGCGCGAGAAGCUAAGCAUUUCACCGAGGUGCGACUGCUCCAUCGUGACGUGGAGCUCAAGCUAGAGGGUGUGGACAAGUAUGGCAAUUUGUUUGGCAGUGUGGUGCACCCAUCGGGUAACAAUAUCAGUGUGGAACUGCUAAAGAACGGACUAGGUUGGAUGGCAGACUGGAGCUCGUCGUUCACGAGUGCUUCAGCACGUGCUGCAAUGCGCGCAGCGGAGAAGGAGGCAAAGCAUACAAAAUUGCGUGUGUGGCGGGAAUAUGAGGCACCCGUGCUGCAUUCUCCCAAGCAUCUGACCGGUACGGUGGUGGAAGUCAUUAGCGGUGACUGCCUCGUUGUCUAUGUUCCUGAUGCAGCGACUCCAGCUGAGCAGGAAAAGCGUAUUUAUCUGAGCUCGCUACGUGCACCACGUCUUGGAAAUGCUCGUCGCGGUGAAUCGGGUGCGCCGUAUGCUGCGGAGGCUAAAGAGUUUCUGCGCCACCGUGCCAUUGCAAAAACCGUGCACGUUGAGGUCGAGUAUGAAAAACCCAGCGCUUCUGGCCAGGGUGAUGCAAUGUUGUUUGCUUCGGUAUUCCUCGAGCCGUCUUCAAACGCGAUGAAGAAGAAUCCACAAGCAAAGGGUGCAAACCUUGCUAUCGAUAUCGUUACCGCUGGUCUGGCUGAGGUGGUGCGUCACCGCCCCGAAGAGGAGAAAAGCGAAUACUAUGACGAUCUCGUAACGGCAGAGACAAAGGCUCAGACACAGAAGAAGAAUUUGCACUCCUCAAAGGAGCCUCCUACUACCGAACGUCGUGUAACCGACCUGUGUUUCGAUUCUACGAAAGCCAAGCAGUUUUUACCUUUCCUAAAGCGUGAACGAUCGACUCGUGCUGUGGUAGAGCACGUCUACUCGGCCACACGCCUGAAGCUUUUUGUCCCCAAGGAAAACUGUCUCAUAAAUUUCGUAGUUGCCGGUAUCAAGUGCCCGCAGCCUGCCCGUCACGGAGCAAUGGGUGUGAUUGUGGCACCAGCAGAGCCUUUCGGCGAAGAGGCGAAGCUGUUCACGAAACGCGGCGUCAUGCAACGUGAGGUGAUGGUGGAAUUUGAGGAUAUGGAUCGCGGUGGCAACGCUUUCGGUCCUUUGUUCGUGGUUCCGGAUGGCGGUGGUAAACCUCUGUCUGAUGAGGAGCACAACUUCGGCGUGCGUCUGCUAGAGGAGGGUCUUGCCUGGGUGGAUUCUUUCAGUGUCGAGCGCACUGCAAUGGGCAAUGUGCUUCAGCGUGCAGAGGAGCGUGCGAAAGUGCAGAAGAAGAAGUAUUGGGCCUUGUACGACGCUCAAGCUGUGGCCAAGGCUGCCCAGACAAAGCAGGUGAAGACGAAGGACGACGUGAUCCCGCGUGUGAAGCUUUCGGAGAUCAUCAGUGGCACCCAUUUUUACAUUCAAAAUGUGGGCGACCGCAACUGCGCCGCUGUGGAGGAGAAAAUGAAAGCAUUUACGCGUAUGCACGGAUUGUCUGGUAAGGCCUUCGAGGUGCGCCGUAACACUGUGUGUGCUGCGCUCUUUGAUGAUGCUAAUGGUCCCACCUGGAACCGAGCUAAGGUUGAGUAUGUUCACCCGGACGGAUCUGCCCGUGUUCGCUUCCUUGACUACGGUAACGAGACGACUGUGACGGCCAAUGGUCUGCGUCCACUCGACGCUGACGUGCUGCAGUUCCCUCCUCAGGCGAAGGAAGCAACGUUCGCCUGGAUCAAGCCGUUGGCGGCGACGGAGGAGUUUGGAGCUGAUGCUGCCAUGCGUCUCGGCGAAGUUGCUUGGGGAAAGACUCUUUCCUGCCGUAUUCACAGCAUCGAGGACCACGGUUGCAUGCAAGUGUCCCUUUACCUACCGGGUGGCAAGAGCGUCUCGGAAAGUUUAGUAGAAGCUGGUCUGCUGCGCAUCGACCGCAAGGCACUCCGCGAUGUCUUGUUGUACCAGAAGCCUGUUGUUGACGGCCUGCUUAACGCACAGGAAUCCGCUAAGAAGCAGCGUCUUUGCCUGUGGCAGUACGGCGAUAUCGAGUCCGACGACGAGCAUGGUUUGUAG
Messenger RNA from Peronospora farinosa, 2802 nucleotides. NCBI's taxonomy places the organism in Eukaryota, Oomycota, Peronosporomycetes, Peronosporales, Peronosporaceae. The record is from the annotation of a GenBank genome assembly.